AUGAAGUGGAACUGUGUCAGUGAUUGUGGUAAUUGGGAGCAAGAAGUGUGGCGGUGGAAGUUUUUAUGGCGGCGUCCUCUAGUAGGGAGGGAGUUGGAGUGGGAGCAGGCCUUACAGGGUGCGGUUGGGGUGGUUCAAUUGUCUGAAGGUGUGCCUGAUGCGUGGACUUGGCUACCAAGUAAUGAUAGAAUUUACUCUGUUCACUCAUCAUAUCUUUUCUUGCAGGAACCUGUGUUACCUGAUCAGGAUCAUGCUCUUAUGCAUGUUUGGCAGUCUUAUGCUCCAUCCAACGUGAAAGGCUUCGCCUGGAGGGUGCUACUUGACCGUAUUGUGAGUAAGGAAAAUAUGUUGAAGCGUGGAAUUUUUUCCUCGGUUGGGUCAGCCUCUUGUGCUCUCUGCAAUAACCAUUUGGAAACGUGCUUUCACCUUCUAUUUUCUUGUCCGUUUUCGAUUGGUGUUUGGAAUGGCUGUCUUCAGUGGUUGGGCUGUUCACUCUCGCAAGUCACUUCUGUUCAUGAACAUCUAUCUGGUUUCAGGGUUGGCUUAACUCAUUCUCAGCAGCGCUUGUGCCAUUCUAUUUGGUUAGCUGUCAUUUGGUCUGUGUGGCUUGCUCGGAAUGAGGUGGUAUUCGGGGAGGUGCUGCCCGCUUUGAGGUAA
Molecule: messenger RNA, 657 nt
Organism: Lotus japonicus
Lineage: Eukaryota; Viridiplantae; Streptophyta; Magnoliopsida; Fabales; Fabaceae
Exons: 1
Coding region: 1-657 (218 amino acids)
Source: RefSeq, a predicted model, not a curated record